AUGGAUUUUUUUGACCUUACCAAUUAUAAUACACUCGAAGAGACAGCAUUCAUAAAACAUGUUUGCUCCCGUCUCGAAUUACCACCCGCAGAACUACAUAAAAGGCUGAAAAAUGACUGCAUCGAGCGGAAUUUCACUUCAGAUUUAUGCACACAAAUCAAAUCACUUUUCUGUUACAACUGUUUUACGGGCAGUCCACCCAUGUUAAGGAAAUCCAAAAUGACAUUCUAUACAAGACUGUUGGAACUUCUUGUCGCUGGCCCGAAAGGUCUGGAUGACCUAAGUCUUCUUCUGAGGGAAUACGACUAUUCUGCUCGGUGUAGCCUCGUCUGGACGGGGGAUUACUUCGCCUACAGAUGUCGGACCUGUGGGCUUACGCCUAGCAUGUCUCUCUGUGGCCGAUGCUUUGCUACUGGAAACCACGAGGGUCACGAUUUCAAUAAAUUCAAAAGCCUCUGUGGUGGUGCUUGCGACUGCGGUGACGCAGCAGUAAUUCGUCCAUCCGGAAUUUGCCGUUUUCAUGGUGAGGACAAGGUGGCUAAUCGGCCUGAACCGCCCCGAGAGCUUGUGGCUGUUUUGGAAUUUCUACUUCCUAGUGUUUUCUCUGCACUGAUGUUUUGGUUUUGGGAACAGUGUCGUGGGGACUCGCCAAUAAUCCUUACCGAAGAUACCGUCCCCCUGCUAUUCUUCCUACACCGACUCCAUGCUUGCGGUUGGGUUGCACAAAAGUUGAUGGCCGAUGUUCUUAUUGACGAGCAAGUUUUCGAGGACCUUCUCCGAGCGAGUUCUGGAACUCCAGCUUGUCAGGACUUCCGCACUAGCGUAGCUUCGGACCCCAGUAUCUUCAUUAGCGACGAACUAGAAAAGUCCGAACUACAUCAUCGCACACUUUUGGAUGCCCUCCUCUUCACGACCGUGAAGCUCUGCUUUCCAGAGGGACUAGACACACUUCUUAUUGGGCUGCUCGCCGUGCCAGAAUUCAAGGAAAAGUUUCUUGACUCGUAUGUGGACCACUACUCAAGAAUGGCAUCAACACUCAUGAUUACAGCUCGCUCCCGUUCUGGAAGUUCGGAAGCCUCUCUCCAAAUGAACAAUCGUAUUGUCCAUGUCUCUGUUCAGUUGUUCAGUGGCGAAAAACCAGCUCUGCGGAUGGUCAAGGAGCGUUCUGUGCAUUACAUCAUAGUUCAGUGGAUCCGAAACAUGUUUGAUCACUGUCAUACAGCGCGCAUCCUACAACUGGGCAGCACCUACAACUCCGAGUUGUAUGAAAUAACCAAUGACUCGGCAUUGAGAAGGCGGAAUUUUAUGGUAAUCUUCAUCAGCGUGCCUCACCUGUUUCCCCAGCUCUCCUGGUAA
This is a messenger RNA of Dibothriocephalus latus, 1356 nucleotides long. The record is from the annotation of a GenBank genome assembly. NCBI's taxonomy places the organism in Eukaryota, Metazoa, Platyhelminthes, Cestoda, Diphyllobothriidea, Diphyllobothriidae.